Messenger RNA from Ilex paraguariensis (yerba mate), 273 nucleotides. The record is from the annotation of a GenBank genome assembly. Lineage: Eukaryota; Viridiplantae; Streptophyta; Magnoliopsida; Aquifoliales; Aquifoliaceae.
AUGAGAAUGUGUCCCAGAAAUAGUGGCAAUCUGUUUUGUGUUGUACCAGUGAACAGAGGGUUCCAUUCAACAGGUGUGAAGAGAAUGGGGGGAGGACAUGGCCAUGCCCAUGACGAGCCAUUCUACCUUCAUGCAAAACACAUGUACAACCUGGAUAGGAUGAAAUAUCAGAAGCUGACUAUGACUCUUGGUGUCUUCACUGCCUUCAGCAUUGGUGUUGGAGUCCCAGUCUAUGCUGUCAUCUUCCAGCAAAGGAAGACAGCUUCUGGAUAA